Phyllotreta striolata is the source of this 1119-nucleotide messenger RNA. NCBI's taxonomy places the organism in Eukaryota, Metazoa, Arthropoda, Insecta, Coleoptera, Chrysomelidae. The record is from the annotation of a GenBank genome assembly.
AUGGCAAUCUACGAAACAUUAAACAGCGAUAAACUCACGGUGGUUUUAGACAUCGGCACCGUGUACACCAAAUUCGGUUUCGCUGGAGAAUUCGCCCCGAGGAACAUUAUGAAAUCGACGGUGAGGUGCAAAAGAACCGACAGACUUCGGAGAAUAUGGGAUUACGAAUCGCCGGAGGACCUUUACGAUUUGCUGGUGGAGUUCAUUCACGUCAUUUAUUUCAAAUACGCCAUCCUCAGUCCGAAGGACAAGCCGAUAAUAAUCGUUGAAUCGCUGUUGUGUCCUACGCUGUUUAGAGAAACGUUAGCAAAGGUGUUAUUUUCGCACUUUGAAAUAUCCAUGAUGCUCUGUUUACCGUCGCAUUUAGUUAGCUUGGCUAGUAUGGCGGUGGAUACUGCAUUAGUAGUAGAUGUAGGAUACAAAGAAGCAGUAGUGAUACCGAUAUGCCAUGGACUUCCGAUGUUACAAGCAUGGCAAGCUUUACCUUUAGGUGCCCAAGCGAUCCACAAUAAAGUGAGACAAUUACUCGGUAGCAACAACACGGGUAUACAAAAUUUAGGAGAGGACGUAAUGGAAGACAUAAAAGUGAGGUGUUGUUUCGUAACGGAAAAAUCCAGAGCCCUGCAGUUUGCAUCGGAGAAACCAAGCAUACAGUUUUGUCCGGACGUCAAAUACCCCAUCGGUGGAACGGAAAGUAUAAUCGUGAGCGGCAAAGUGCGAGAAAAGGCCUUCGAAAUAUUGUACGAGGAAGACAACGACCACUUGUGUCUGUCCACGAUGAUACUGGACGCCAUUCUGCAAGUGGACAUCAAUUUGAGGCAAUUAUUAGCGGAAAAUAUAUUCCUCAUCGGCGGCACGGCCAUGACGGCCGGCUUCAAAGCCAGAUUGAAAGAGGAAUUGGAAGGGCAGCUGGAAAACGAGAGAUACGGCAAGUUGCAUUUGAAAAAAUUGGCCUUCCAUUCGCCGCCUUGCAAAGAAAACUACGCGGCUUGGUUGGGAGGUGCUAUAUACGGCGCGACGGAACUGUUAAAUAUGAGAGCAGUUACUAAGGAGAUUUAUUUCAAAGAGAAACGAUUACCCGAUUGGAUUCACUUGAGCGAAACCUCGAGAAAUCUCUAA